Messenger RNA from Dioscorea cayenensis subsp. rotundata (Guinea yam), 1780 nucleotides. Its product is annotated as MLO-like protein 1. Lineage: Eukaryota; Viridiplantae; Streptophyta; Magnoliopsida; Dioscoreales; Dioscoreaceae. Bases 113 to 1612 code for a protein of 499 amino acids. Gene Ontology annotation, cellular component: membrane. The record is from RefSeq and is a predicted model, not a curated record. The transcript has 13 exons. Gene Ontology annotation, biological process: defense response.
UUCUCUUGUCGCUUAAGGCUAUAUAAAAUCACAUUCAUCAUCUUCACUUUAGUAUUUUAGUUCAUAGUUACAAAGCUUUCUUUCUUUUGUCUCACUGUUUCUCUAUUAAGAUAUGGCCGGAGGAGAAACAGAAGGACUUUCUUUACAGAACACUCCGACAUGGAUCGUCGCCCUUGUUUGUUCAGUUAUCGUCAUAAUCUCGCUCUUCGUUGAGCGUCUUCUUCACUAUCUUGGAAAGUUUUUGAAGAAGAAGAACCAGAAACCAUUGUUCGAUGCAUUGUUGAAGGUGAAAGAGGAGUUGAUGCUUCUCGGAUUCAUUUCUUUGUUGCUUGUUGUGUUUCAAGGGGCUCUUCAGAAAAUUUGCGUCUCUGGUGACAUUCUAAAGCAUAUGCUCCCUUGCAAGAGGAAUACGGAAACAGUGUCAGAGCAUUUUGUCGUUGGUGGCCGGAGAAGUUUACUAUCGAGUGGUGGCGCUGAUUCGGACUAUUGUGUUAAAAAGGGGAAAUUUCCAUUGCUUUCAGUCGAAGCAAUUCAUGAUCUUCACAUCUUUAUCUUUGUAUUGGCGAUUACUCAUGUCGUCUUCAGUGUGAUCACUAUGCUUUUAGGAAGUAUGAAGAUUCGUCAGUGGAAAAAAUGGGAGGAUUCGAUUCAGACAAAUAAUACAGGGAGCAGUGGUCAGGGUAUCACUCAUGUUCACCAGCUCGAGUUUGUUCGAAAGCGAUUUAGACGAUUCGGGGUUGACUGGCCGAUACUAACUUGGGUGCAUUCCUUUUUCAAACAAUUUUUUGGGUCUCUCACCAAAUCAGACUAUGAAACCAUGAGACUUGGUUUCAUCAUGACACAUUGCAAAGGAAAUCCAAAAUUUAAUUUUCACAAAUACAUGGUGCGAGCUCUAGAAGCUGACUUCAAGAAAGUUGUCGGCAUAAGUUGGUAUCUCUGGAUCUUUGUGAUUGUUUUCAUGUUGCUGAAUGUUCACGGUUGGCAUGCAUAUUUUUGGCUCUCUUUCGUUCCUUUGAUUGUCCUUCUUGCUGUGGGUACUAAAUUGGAGCAGGUGAUCUCUCAAUUGGCUCAAGAAGUUGCUGAAAAACAUUCGGCAAUUGAAGGGGAUCUGGUUGUGAGCCCUUCCGACGACCAUUUCUGGUUUCACAGACCCCAAAUUAUACUGUUAUUGAUACAUUUCAUCCUCUUCCAAAAUGCAUUUGAGGUUGCAUUCUUUUUCUGGAUACUGACAACAUUUAGCUUCAAUUCAUGCAUCAUGGGAUCAAUCGGUUAUGUUAUCCCAAGGCUCGUAAUUGUUGUGUUCGUUCAGCUCGUCUGCAGUUACAGUACCUUGCCACUCUACGCCAUCGUCUCUCAUAUGGGGACCUCGUUUAAGAAGUCUAUAUUCGAUGAGAAUGUUCAAGAGGGGCUCGCCGGAUGGGCUAAAAAGGCAAAGAGGAAGAAGGGGCAUUCAACAGAGAAUACCGUUUCGAACCGUGGUGGUUCGACAACUAAUGGUGGUUCGACAAUUAAUGGAUCUCCUACAAGUGUCAUGUUGCACAACAUGGUCAGUCAUCAUGAUCCUUCUUUCAUGGAAGAGGGAAGGCAACUUGAAGAAGAACAGAGAGCAUGAAUAUACUGUCUUUUUGCUUUUUGACUAUUACUUCCGUGAAUAUGUUGCACUUGUAUCUUUAGUUUGUUUAUGUCAUCUUGUAUAUUAUUUAUUGUAUCUUUGUUUUGUUAGUUAUGAACAAAGAUUGGCCAUGUUGGUUCAAAAUUUUACAAGUAUAAAUUUGAUUUU